Molecule: messenger RNA, 1029 nt
Organism: Kockovaella imperatae
Lineage: Eukaryota; Fungi; Basidiomycota; Tremellomycetes; Tremellales; Cuniculitremaceae
Product: DNA polymerase ligase-domain-containing protein
Exons: 12
Coding region: 74-892 (272 amino acids)
Source: RefSeq, a predicted model, not a curated record
UUUGAAUAUGCCUAUGGAUCUCUCCAUCAUCACGACUUCUGACACAUUUGACUCAGGACGAUGAUGAAUAGACAUGUGGUCUAUCCAUAAACUGAACGCUAAGGGAAAGCGAACCAAUGAAGGAUACCCUGAUGUGCCCUCCAGUCAAGAUGCUCUACAGAAUCUCCAGACGACAUUCGACGAGCAGUGGGGCUUUACCGCCGAGGACCUCGAGCGGUUUCCAGCUUUGAGAAAGCGGAACUUCUGGUGCAUACAAAGGCAUCAGGCUAGGGCUCUACACUAUGAUCUACGAAUGCAGCUUGAUGGAGCGACCUAUAGCUGGGCCAUACCUCGAGGUCUGCUGGGCAUGUCCAAGGAUGGCGAAGUCAAUCGUCUAGCUGUUGAGACUACCUUGCAUCCUAUCAGCUACACCACGCACGAAGGUGCUGAUGGACGAUUGCUCCCGUCGGGGGAACGAGGCGGUACAUUACUCUGGGACAUUGGGACCUAUACAAUAUCUUAUCCUUGGACUGGUGAAGGAUCCGAUAGUGAUAAUGAGCGAGAAAGACGCAAGAAGAAGCGGAGGUCGAUGAUCGGGAUAGAGAGCGCAAUACAUGAAAGCAACUCUGAUGACCCGAAUGGACGUCAUGAGGAGGACAAGUUCAGACAGGCAAUGCGUCGAAAAGUUCGCAUGGGGAAAUCGAGAAGCAUCCAUUUCACCCUGUCAGGAGGAUACAAGAUGACCAAUCAUCAUUAUAUUCUCGUGCUGUCUGGUGGAAACACAUGGGCACCAACUUACUCAGACGGAUAUCCAUGGGGUCCAGGCGGUGAAGAAGGCGAGGAAUUUGGUCGCAGUGUGAAGAGUUUGCGCAGGGCCAAAGACGGCCCCGAGGAUCUGGAACACCGAGCAUGACAGAUUUGUCAGCUGGAAAGAGGAUGAAGACAGAGGCGACGCGAAGCAGGGGGAUGGGUGAAGCGGUUUCAUGUGAGACUUGAUUUCGCCAAGGGGCAAGUGUCCUUUGAGCUGAGUUGGAGUCGCAACAACGACGA